Messenger RNA from Temnothorax curvispinosus, 1543 nucleotides. RefSeq names its product protein FAM8A1. The record is from RefSeq and is a predicted model, not a curated record. Bases 441 to 1367 code for a protein of 308 amino acids. The transcript is spliced from 5 exons. NCBI's taxonomy places the organism in Eukaryota, Metazoa, Arthropoda, Insecta, Hymenoptera, Formicidae.
UUAUCGCAACCAUGAUCGCAAUAUCGCAACAGUAAAAAGCUUUACAUUGUAUCCAUUUGAUGUCGUACACGUCAGUGAUAGACAGCAGCGUUAGCUAGCGCGUUUACGUACGAGCGUAGUGAUUGAUUGCCACAGAGGUAUCGAAAGUAAUUUGCAAUUAUUUACAAUUAAAUAUAACGUUAUCAGUGCGUUUGUUUAUCUUCUUCCGACGCAUCUUGCAUUUGUGCCUGUCAAUUGCUUCCUAUAGCAUAAAAAUUAAUCGACGAAGUGACAACGGCUCUACGUACGUGUCAAUUGUCAUUGUUUUGUUAUCGUGCCAAACGAAGGGGGGAAAUUUUAGAGCGAUAUAAACGUCAUAUCGAUAGCUUCCACGACUUUAUUGAGUGACGAGACUGACGAGCCGAUUUAUUUUCUUACACAAGUGAAGCGGAGAAGCCAAAAUGGCAGACGACAAAAACGACGACACGCCGGGGCGGGAAAGUAUUCCGGAUUCCGAAAUGGAAACCGAACGUAUUCCGGAUUCCGAAAGUAAAAUGGAUCCGGCGGAGGAGAGAUCGCGAUAUUUCAAAAAGUUGGAAGAAUGGUACCAGGAGGCAUACGCUUGGCAAAGUUUUGCAGCGUGGUUCCCGCAUUACGUGAUGUCAGGGCAACCCAUCGUUAAUCCGAAUCCGACACUUGCAUCGUCUAAUACACAAGGGGUGAUAAAUGUAGACAGACAAAAUGAGACAGCGAGGCAAAGGAGGCCUCAGGAACAAUCCGCGGGACCCUUCCAACCUCCAGGAACUGAUGGUUACGAGUAUCGAAUUCCUCCGAUUUGGAAGAGGUUCGCAGCGGAAUUUAUAGAUUCAACAAUGCUAUUUCUCUUGAAGUUUUCCAUCACCUUCAUCGCAAUCGACGUCUUCGACUUUAUAGACAUCGAGGAUUUAGAUUUGUUGCAAACAAAUUUACGUAUUGAUUAUAAAAUGGCUCUGGAGAUGACUUAUGGAAUUCUGAUUCUGGAAGUAAUUCAUCGCGUGAUAGUUUGUAUCUUUGAGGCCUUCUGGCUUCAACAUGGAGUGUACGGUCUUAUUGGCGGUGCUACUCCUGGCAAGUACAUGAUGGGUUUACGGGUGGUUCAGUGCCGAAGCAUAACUCCCGUUGAACGUCCGAAUGAGCCAGAUUUAGUCUUGGUGAGCCCCGGAACCGAUCUGGGCCUGCCGUUAGCAUUGGGCCGGUCACUGGUGAAGAAUUUCGUGCUGGCGUUCGUAUUCCCGAUUUGUUUCUCCCUGUUCUUCUUUCGGUUCAACCGAACUGGCUACGAUUUGAUCUGUCACUCCAUCGUCAUAGAGGAUCCCUACAGAAAUAAUAACCGGCCACACCAGGAGUAGUCCGUCUGAGGGACGAUUGCAUGGAAUUCUCUCUGUGAUGUGUACAUAUGUAGUAUGUGCUUCUUGUACCAAAUGCAUGCGGGUUCAUGUGUAUGGCGUACGUGUAUAUACGUGUAAAAUAAAUAAAGAUUAUUAUUGCGGCUAGAAGCCGUUUCAGAAAUUUUCUUAUCCAGAGA